GUUACGCAAAAUAUGGCUCAAGAACCUGAGAGAGAAUUUUCAAAAUUAAAGUCAGAUAACUUUUAAUACAAAAUCGUACAAUGCUUCAUACAAAACUUCAAUUUAACAAAAACAUAUGAUUUUUACAUGAAAAAUUGACUAAUGGACACCUUUUUUACCUCGCACUGAGAAAUGUGUUAACUAACUAAACAUACCUUUCCUCAGCACGCAGCUAAAAAUUUUAAUUACUUUAAGUAAUUAAAUAUUUAAUUAUACAAAUUAUGAUGUCUUUAAAUAAUUCUAACGACAAGAAGGAGUGGACCGAACAAGAUCGUUUAGAGUUAGCUGCAAAGUUAGAUGCAGAAUUAGACGACUUCAUCGAUGGCUUAGAAAAGAAACGAUAUGAAGAAGGUUGGCCGGAAGACAGAUGGCAGGAGGAAAUGGAGAAGCAUCCGUUUUUUAUGCGCAAAACUCCACAGCCCGGCGAUGAAGUGCAUCCCAUGUUAGUAGGUCUUCAGAAAUUGAAAUAUGAUCCCGAAGAGAAUACCAAAGAUGAAUUGGCUUUAAAUUAUAAAGAAGACGGUAAUUUCUAUAUGAAACAUAAAAAGUUCCGCAUGGCUGUCUAUAGCUUCACCGAAGGCCUGAAAGUUAAUUGCGAGAAUGAUGAUGUACAGGCAACUCUCUAUAACAAUCGUUCAGCGGCUCAAUUCUUUUUAAAGAAUUAUAGGUCAGCUUUAGCUGAUGCUCAAACGGCUUUAAGUUAUAAGCCAAAGUAUGAGAAAGCUUUAUGGCGAGCGGCCCAAUGUGCUUCUCAUUUGCAACGUUUUGAUCUCUGCGCACAGUUAUGCGAGGAACUUUUGGACCACAACUCCGACCACCAAGGGGCUAAAGAAUUAUUGAAGAAAAAUAGCUUUGAAAAGAUGGAAACAGCACGUAAUCACCGUAAGCAACUUAUAAAAGCUAAAAGGGAUUUAGAAGAGUUUCAUCGUUUAACAGACGCAUUAGAAGAGCGCCAAGUAAAAUUCGAAUGCAAAUCUUUGAUUACGAAGGAGCUAAUAAAACCAAAAUUUUCACCCUUGGAAGACUUUCCAGUUCACUUUGAUGACGAAGAUCAGAAAACAUUAAUAUGGCCGGCUGCAUUUUCCUAUCCUGAAUUUCUGUUCAGUGAUUUUCAACAACAGUUAUCCGAAGAAGUCACUAUGUUUGACUGUUUAACGAGUAUGUUUGCUGAACCUUUACCUCAAGACAAAGAGGGUAAAUAUUUUGUAGAUAAUUUAAAUGUAUAUUAUGAAAAUCAUAAGCUGGGCACCGUGCAUAAAGUCCACUUGGAGAAAACUAUUAAAGAUAUUCUGAAAGAGAAAAGUUUCUUUAUUACCGGAGGUGCCUUACUCUUUUAUGUAGUGCCUAAAGAUUCAGAGAUAGAAAAAGAAUUUAUAAAUACUCCAAGAAGAGGAACUGUAUACUCAUAACCAAAAUUUCAUAUAUUUUUAUGGCAAUUAGAGAUUGUAGAGAGAAUUGGACCUAAGCAAAAGUUGACUAUAUAAGCCAGAAAGUCCAAGUAAUGAAGGAAUGGUACCUACAUUUCUGACAAGCAUGUUGGAACAACAGGCAAGCACAGGAACACUUACUAGGGUUAUUGGAGACAAAAUAUUGCGAACAUAUUUGGCUAUUCCUCAAGCCCUAUUCAAAGUAGAGAAAGUUUUCUUCCUAAUAACUGGCUUUCAACUUUUAUAAGAAUUUGUGUCAUUAACAACCUAUAACUGCUUUUUUAUGAAAUCAAAACAAUAUCAAAACACAUUUGAUCGUAAGAUACGAUUAAAAAACUAUUUAAAAUUUUUUAAUUUAUUUAAUAAAAGUUUUUGCGAAGCUUCUUCAACACUGUAUAUAAAAUAUUAAAAAAAAAUUUAUUGUAAUUUUUUUUUGUUUAUGUCGUAGUAAUUGUAAAUGUUCACAAAUAAUUAAUUAAAUAUAGCAUUUAGCAAUGCAAGAUACAACAGUUAAGCAUUUUUAUAUGUCGGGAUUUUGUUGGAUUUUUAAUGUUAAGAAAUAAACUGUGAAGACAUUACCUAAUCUCAAAUGUUAGAUUAAACACAACUUUCAACCUUUUGAAUGCUUAUUUAAUGCUUAUUAGAUUAACUAAACAAUUUAUGAUAAGCGUAAGAGUUUGAUUCAAUUUAAAUGCAUUCCUGCAAAAGGUGCUGGCUGCAGGCUGGAGGAUUCAGUUAUUCAGGUUUUUCAAUUAAGCACCUGUCGUCGAUGCUGGGAAUCUCUGUUAACGUGUAAUUUGGAAAAACAGAACAAUCCUUCCCACGCCGUAAUGACACGCAGUCGCCGAAAUUGUUGAGUAAUAGAAAGCAAACUUCGGUAGCGGGCACACAAAGCGACAAUCAAAUCAAUGUUCAAGGUUAAUUGCCUGACUGACAACUCCAUUGGUUAAAGUAAUGAGUAUAUUAUUAUACAAUUGCAUAAUAUUUGCUUACUUCUAAUGUAUAUUAAAUUUUAUUAUAAAUUAUUAAAUAUUAUUAUUGAGUAAAUUGGUGGUAUUCAUUAUUGUUCUGGAUGAGCGGCAGUUUCUUAACAAUUAUUAAAUUUUUCUUCAGCAGUAACUUUUUGUUUAUAUUUAUCUAUAUUGAUAUGUAUACA
Messenger RNA from Glossina fuscipes, 2622 nucleotides. It is a transcript of the gene Dpit47, whose product is annotated as DNA polymerase interacting tetratricopeptide repeat-containing, protein of 47 kDa. The coding region runs from base 261 to 1448 and encodes 395 amino acids. The record is from RefSeq and is a predicted model, not a curated record. NCBI's taxonomy places the organism in Eukaryota, Metazoa, Arthropoda, Insecta, Diptera, Glossinidae. The transcript has 6 exons. Gene Ontology annotation, molecular function: Hsp90 protein binding.